AUGGAGGCAAGCAGUGACCAAGCUCUAUUAAUAAAGAAGCUGCAGAGGUGUUUUUACCCACAACAAAGAUGGCGAGAGAACAGCCAAACCUCCGAGGCAUUUAAACGCAUCACAACAGCGAAUGCGGAAGUGUUUGUCCAAACUUAUUUCCUGUUAAUACGACUGCGAUGGCUGCUGAAAAGUAUCUACCGUUUUACUGGACUUUGCUGUUUGCUGUCGUCUGUGCAGACCAGAAAACCAUCACAGCUGAGCUCUGGACAGGACGUCACUCUGCCAUGUCGAGCUCCAAACAACAACAUCAUAGCUGUAAAGUGGAGCAGAGCUGACCUGGGAGAUGAAUAUGUGCUUUUGUACAGGGAUGGCCGAUUUGAACCAGACGAUCAGCAUCCAUCUUUUAAGAACCGGGUGGAUCUGCUGGACAGACAGAUGAAGGAUGGAGACGUGUCUUUGAUUCUGAAGAAUAUGACGACUGCUGAUAAUGGAACAUAUGAGUGUCAUGUCUUCAUGAGAGGAGCAAACCGCAGGAAGAGAGGCCUUUUGAAGACUGACUAUCACACCAGCACACUGAGAGUUGAUCCUCCAGGUCAGACAGGAGGACACACAGAGGAUGGAGGGAAUUAGAGGACAUAAUGGAAGUCUGCAAGUUUGCAAGUCUGUCUGUUUGUUGUUUUGUUGACCUGCAGGAAACAUAAAGAACAAUUAGAUCAGAAUUCAAACCAGCCUCUUGUGAUUCAUCUGUAAGUCAAGUACAAAUAAGGCAGAGAGUUAAGUUCUGAAUAACAAUAAUUACUACAGUGUUUUUAUUACAGCAGCAUCAGAUGUUUCCUCUGUGAAAUGUUAUGUAAGGUUUGUUGCUUUAACAUUUAUAAAGCUGCUCAGAUACUGUUCAUUUAUUUUCUUUAGCUUUUCAAUGAACUUCAUUUUCUAACUGUUAAUAAAGUUUUACUUGUAUUAAUAUCUAAUGUUUACUAAUGUUUACUGAUUCUGUCUUUUUUUAAAACUGUAAUUUUUUUUUUAAUCUGAUGUUUUCUGACAUGUUGAACCAGUGACUGUGUUCAACACCACCCAUUCGAUAUGUGAGCAUUUUCAGGCUCAUUUCCAGUGAGUUUAGGCUCAGGUGAAGAAUAAAGAUGUCUAACAUGA
Molecule: messenger RNA, 1143 nt
Organism: Haplochromis burtoni (Burton's mouthbrooder)
Lineage: Eukaryota; Metazoa; Chordata; Actinopteri; Cichliformes; Cichlidae
Product: putative butyrophilin subfamily 2 member A3
Exons: 5
Coding region: 1-621 (206 amino acids)
Source: RefSeq, a predicted model, not a curated record